CUACCUUUCUAUCUCCUUUGUUCACUUUGUAACGUCCCUUCUUUCCUCUACCACAUCCCGUCCUUCUUGUCGCCUGUCAUUGCUUUUUCCAUGCCCACCAGCAGCCCGAGCCGCUCUCCAAACCCCGGAGAGAACAUCGCGUUCUCGACACCUUACCGGGGCCCAACGGCCGAGAAUUUCGACGCCGUCCUUGCCCGCGCAUCACGGCGGGCGCAACUGUAUGAGCUGCAGAUCAAGGAACUGGAGUACAACCUUUCCGAAGACUUGAGCAACUGCCGCGCUAUCGAGGGCCUCCUCCGUGACUCGUUCACCACGCUCAAGCGCAAUUACCGCCGCGCAGACAAAGAGGCGCUGCGGACGCACGUCCCGCUCAUCGCGAACGAGCUCCAGGAGUCGAUGGACAAGCUCACUGAUCUUGAGAGGCGCCUCCCUGAGAUCCGCACGCAGGUCGCGCACAUCCGGACGAACUACAACAAGGGUCGGGACAAGGCAAAGGACCUUGUGCAUGACCUCGAAUGGCUGAACACGGACUUCUACGAGCGCUGGCGUACCGUCAUUUUCACUGCGGACAGCCCCGUCUCGUGGCGUUGGAAGGCGGGCAUGCGCCUGAUCUUCGCUAUCUGCUUCGCCGUCGCGGCCUGGCUCGCGUGGAUCGCCCUCCGCGGGGCGUACCGUGCACAUAGGCAGCGGCUCGUGUGGGGCGAACGGCUCAUGUAUGUCAAGUCGUCGAAUGUCGUGUGCAACCGUGGCUUCCCUUGCCUUCAACUGAUCGAGCUCGACAUUCACGAGUAG
Molecule: messenger RNA, 792 nt
Organism: Heterobasidion irregulare TC 32-1
Lineage: Eukaryota; Fungi; Basidiomycota; Agaricomycetes; Russulales; Bondarzewiaceae
Exons: 6
Coding region: 91-792 (233 amino acids)
Source: RefSeq, a predicted model, not a curated record